Molecule: messenger RNA, 864 nt
Organism: Bipolaris oryzae ATCC 44560
Lineage: Eukaryota; Fungi; Ascomycota; Dothideomycetes; Pleosporales; Pleosporaceae
Exons: 3
Coding region: 1-864 (287 amino acids)
Source: RefSeq, a predicted model, not a curated record
AUGCUGUCCACUGUGCAACAGACACUAGCCGUUCUUUCUUUCUUGGUGAUUGGCGCAAGCUGCCAGGUAACUACGACAUGGAACUCAAGGUUCAUUGGUUAUUAUAUCGCUCCUGAUUCUAUCGAGCCACUGUUGGCAGGUGAUGCUUGGGUCACCUCUGGGACAUAUGCAGGCGACUGUAAUACCAGCGGUCGUUGUGCAUUAGCGACAAAAUGUUCAGAUAACCAGUUAUACCUCGAUGACGGUUCGGUGUGGCCCUGCAGCGGAGAAGUGUCAUGCGUUCAGGCUACGAUCUAUGCGACCUCUCCAGCUGGACUCCCAUCUGCGGUUAAUUACGGCUGUCGUAUGAACUGGAAAGCUUACACCAUCUACCGGGAAUUGCCAGCGACAACAACAUCAUUGAGCGCUCUUACAUCCGCAACACCAACCCCACCUAUGAGCGUGACCCCAGCAGAAGUCGUGUCAACAUCGACCGUAGUAGUAUCAGCAUCAUUAUCAAUCGGCGUAUCUACCAGUAGGCUGGAUGUGGUAGAAGCUACUUCUAACCCCGAAUCUGAACUUCGAUCUGGACCUGAACCUGAACGACAAAACAAGGCAUGGAUAGCAGGCGCCGUUAUUGGGCCGGUUGUUGGAAUUUCACUCCUGGUCGUAGCGACUUACUUUUGGAGAAGCAGAGGAAGAGCUAGACAGACUAACAAAGGUAUUGUCGAACUGAACGGAGAGAGCACUAGUUACUCGCACUUGCAGCAGUAUCAUGAGAAAGACACUGAAGGACAACUAGUCGAACUGUCAAGCACACGGAAUCCCGUUGAACUUUCAAGCUCACAACACCCUGUUGAGUUGGAAGCCAACGGACCUCGAUAA